UGGAGUGUACCUAGUUAUAUUCCAUCAGACUAUCCCAUUAUCACAUAUGAGAUAGGAUAUCAUAUUCUUUUUGACAAGUGUUGCUUUUCAAUGGUAGAUGAUGAUGACAUUGAUAUUCAAGCAUUGAUUCAAUAUAAUGUAUCCAGUACCAGUACUUUUAUCAACAUUACUGGUCUUAAUGAUGACACUUGCUAUAUUUUUGGCAUACAUGCAUAUUCUAGUAGAGGACCAGGAAGCUGGAGGGCUAUUGCUAAUGAGACAUUGAUAAGUCAAAAAGUAUGCAUAGGAUCAAAUGAUAGAGGAGCUAUUAAUGGUGCUAGUAUUGGACUGGGUGCAGUGGUUGGACUAUUAUUAAUAUCACUAGUUGUUAGUAUCAUUAUUAAUAUCUACUGCUUUAUCAAGCUGAAAGCGUAUGAUACAGCCACUGCUAAGCAAACAAAGUUUGAUGAUAAUAUACCAAUACAAACCUGUGGACCAUAUGGUAUUCACAAAACUAAAGAUGCUACAAGAGAGGCAGUAUAUGAGUGUCUUGAUGUCAAUGUUAAUGAUACUGCUAUUUAUGAAACAUAACUUAUGAAACAGUAAAAACUAACAGUGCAAUUUAAUAUACGUGUACAUGUACACUCUGUGAUACAACAGUAUAAAAUGCUCGUGUAAUUGCUUGUUAUGCAUACAUACACUCCUAGAUAUACAUUUCAGUCCUGGAGUGUCAGUGGAUUUAUUAUCUUAGUCUAUUUUAGUGUAACUUUUAUGAUCACAGUAGAGUGUUAUUGUAACUACUUUCAAUGUCCUUGUAUCAAUUCUAA
Amphimedon queenslandica is the source of this 806-nucleotide messenger RNA. RefSeq lists its product as uncharacterized. The coding region runs from base 91 to 570 and encodes 159 amino acids. The transcript has 4 exons. Gene Ontology annotation, molecular function: protein binding. The record is from RefSeq and is a predicted model, not a curated record. NCBI's taxonomy places the organism in Eukaryota, Metazoa, Porifera, Demospongiae, Haplosclerida, Niphatidae.